AGUGCAUAGCUAGCUGGUAUAAAUGAAGAUCCCGGUAGUGUUUGUAAGCGUGACGCUCCUGUCCCUGCUCGGCUGCUGUCUCGGGAUGGACCCGUACAGGGUGCUCGGCGUGGACCGGUCGGCGGACGAACGGGAAGUCAAGAAGGCGUACCGCCGGCUGUCCAGGGAGUGGCAUCCUGACAAGAACAAGGACCCCGGAGCAGAGCAGAAGUUUAUAGAGAUUAAUCAGGCAUAUGAGGUGCUGUCAGACACAGAGAAAAGGUCCAACUAUGACAACUACGGGGACCCCGACUACCGCGGCCCGCUCAACUUCGGCUCGCGCGACGGUUUCCGCGACAACGGCUUCGGCGGGGGGUUCGGACACCCCUUCCACUUCUUCAACCAGCGGGACCCAUUCAGGACGUUCCAUUUCCACUAUGGGAACCAGGAGUACCGAGAGUCAUUCAGGGACAAGGCGCAGGAAAUGCUGGUCACACUGAACAAGUAUGAGCAGACAGUCCUGCCGCAGAGUAGCGUCAAGCCUUUCCUGCUGGAGGUCUACAAUGACUGGUGCCUGCCCUGUCUGCAGUUGGAACCCAUGUGGGAUAGUCUGGUGGAGGAACUACAGCCUAUGGGAAUUGGGAUGGGGAUAGUAAACAGUGACUUUGCGGCGAAGUUGACACAGCGCCUGGGUGUGUCCCGGCUGCCGGCUAUCGUGGCCGUGGUGGACGGAAGGCCGGUAACGUACGCGGGGGUCAUGACCCGGGACGGCAUCCGCCGCUUUCUGGAGAGACUCCUGCCCGUUAACAUCAUGGAUGUGACUGACUCUAGCUGGAAUGAGUUUUUGUCAGGCUGUCGCCAUGACAACAAGCCCCGUGCUGUCCUGUUCUCCCAGAAGCCCGUUCCCUCCCUGCUGUACCGAGUCGUCAGCUUUGCCUAUCAGGAGCGUGUGGUCUUCGGCUACGCCAACACAAAGGCAGCACAAACUCAGACACUGAGGUUCGACUUCGACGUGGGCAAAGGACCAACACUGCUCAUCUUUAAGGAAGACAAAGACGACCCUGCUGAUCGUCUUGAGGCAGGUGAGAUGCAGAAGGGCUCCCUGAACGCCAAGAUCUCCUCCAAUCUGCACCUGUUCCUUCCAAGGCUCAGUUCUCAAGACAUCUUCAACGAAGUCUGUCCCCCAGACACAUCUCAGACACCUGAAAGGUUGUGCGCCAUCCUCUUCACCUACAAUGAUGCGGACCACAACUUCUUCCGAGACACAUACCGCCAGUACGCAAGGUCGGCCGAGGAGUUUGAAGGUCGCGUGAGCUUCAGCUACAUCUACGAGAAUACCCAGGGUUCCUUUGCGGACAGGUUUGAUGAAGGACUGGAGGUCCUGUCUACGUCAGUCUGUUUGUUGCUGCUGUGGCGGCGUGAGGAGUUCUCAGUGGCGUACGGCUGGUUACCGUCCGGUUGGCAGGGGACCGGCAACGACCACCGGCGCCUCACCUCAGAGCUGCAGACGGUUCUGGAGGGGAAGAAGCGGCUCCCGUUCUCCGCCAAGAUCCCGGAACUCUAUAGGGAGGACCAGCCGGCUCUCAUCAUACAGCUGUUCAGGAAAGUCCGGAACACGUGGUACUUCCUGUGGGACUGGUACCACCACAUGGACGUUAUAGAGUCCACCAUGGUGAUCUCAGUGCUGCUGACACUGUUGAUGGUUGCUGCUGGGGGAUUUGUUCUUUCCAUGGCAAAUAAGGAGAUGCAAAAUGAAAGAAAGCGUGAGAGACGACAGCAGGCUGCUCACAGAAGAAACACUGAUCAGACGUCAGGAGCAAACCUCAGGAAGAGGAGGUAUCUGGAGCUAGAUGAGCUCGUCCCCUCCACCUACGCAAACCUCAUCCUCGACCUUCGACCUGGCCAGCUGACUGUCCUGGUGGCUGUAGGAGAGAAGAACCGGGAGGUGCUUCUCAAAACGUUCGCUCGAGAGGUCUACCCGUAUGCAAGGGAGUCGAAGAUCGCCGGUUUUGGGUUCGUCCUUCUGGAGCGAAACCUGUCGUGGCUGGAGGAGCUGCUGCAGAACACGGCAGACUUUCCCGCGAAAGUCACAGUACAAAACUGCGAGGGAAUCGUUGUAGCGGCGAACGGCCACCGCUUCUACUACCACGUGUUCUAUCCCAAGGAGCGGCGGCAUAACGACAGGGAGAGGCGGCGGGAUUCUCUCGACGGAGACUUUGUCGGAUUGAACGACAGCACGAGUGAAGAAGAAGAUGAGAGGCCGACAGACGCGGCCUGGCUCCUGACUGGAUUAAAUUUCUGGAUGGACAGAUUGUUAGAAGGGACGUUGAAAAAAUACUCGACUGGAGGUUGGCCUGAUGUCAGGUGAUGGAAGGCAGGACACAGGUUCUGUGGUUAAGCAUUUAGUAGUGUUAGUUUUAAGUGAAAUUUCUCCAUCGUUCAUGUGAAGGUUUCAAAAAUUGGUAUUUUAUGAAAACAUCUACUGUAUAUAAUCUGUCCUUUCUGUGACAACAUGACUCAUUUCAAACUUGUCCCACCAAAAGGAAACCAGUGAUAUAAAGAUUACAUACUUGAUGUUUUCAUCAGAAAGACCAAAUGUUCAUGUGAAUAAUAGAUGAAAGUUUAUUUCACUGCAACUCUAGUCCCUAUAAGACUCUGUCGGAAGCUGGAAUUGUUAGAAAUUAGCCAAGUAGGUCGAAUAUUGUACAACAGGAGUUAGUAAGCCAGAAGUCAAAAGUGAGUCACUAUGUUCUUUCAUGAAAGGCUUACUUCAGCACCUACAUGUAUUAGUUUUGAUGUACUACUACUCAGAAUACUGGUAUUGUCUCUCUCGGGUUUGUGCUGAACAGCCAAAUCAAAAAAUAAAUAAUUGGAUACGUUAGAUAACAAUUAGUGGACAUAAAAUUGUGUGACUACUAUUCCAGCUGCCCAUGGAGUCUUGUAGAAGACUUGGUGUAUAGCAUUGUUUUCAAUCUUCUUAAAGAUUUUUGUGUUACAUGGAAAUACUUCUUAUUUAUUGGUCUUAGUGAGAUAGCAGAAAGCUGCUAAGUUUAUUGUGCAAUUAUUCCUUGACACAUGUCUUGAGGAAUGUACUAAUACUUAUGAAUGGAGGUGCAAUUAUUACUGCCAUAAGGAAUGUGCAAUUAUCCUUAAGGAUUCUAAUUGAUACUAUCAAGAGUGUUUAAUAUUUAAACGACAAUGUAAGGUAGCAGUACUGAAUGUAUGACUUAGUACCUUAAAGUAAACAACACAAUCAUGCUUAGCCUAAUAUUACGGCUGGACAUAGUGGAACAUAGUUGUAUGUUCAAGAAUCAGUAGGGUAGUCAUCUAGACAGGACUGUAGUUUGUAUUACUAUUACAGUCAAGCUUUUACAAGUGACCACAUCUACAUAUUAAGGACCACCUGUGGCCACUUUUUUCUUAAAUAUUUUUUUUCCAAUGACACAUGUCAAGCAUUAUGAAUCCUGUCUAUACAGACCAGAUGUUAUGGGCCCUCUGAGUGGUCUUCUUGGACACGUUUGACUGUAAAGGCUACCCACACUGGUAGACCAACUUAGCAUUACUUUUUAAAUGAUCUUUUUAGUACGAUACUAGCAUGGGUACCAUAUUCAGCAGUGACCACUGGCUCAGUCUUUUGCUUGCUUGCCAUGUAUUGAGCAAGCAAAAGAGCCAGCAUUGAUGAGGGAGAAUGGCUCCAAAAGAUUAUGGUCUCCAAAAUGGAAUAGCAAAUUAUCAGGCGAUGCUAGACUAAGUGUACUAGAGUUAGAUAUGUGAGAAUCGACCUUUUAGUUUUAGAAAAAUUUCAAUGUUGAUUGAUCCCACAGAAAGAUGUCAAAAUAUUAUAUAA
Branchiostoma floridae (Florida lancelet) is the source of this 3826-nucleotide messenger RNA. Its product is annotated as dnaJ homolog subfamily C member 16-like. The record is from RefSeq and is a predicted model, not a curated record. NCBI's taxonomy places the organism in Eukaryota, Metazoa, Chordata, Leptocardii, Amphioxiformes, Branchiostomatidae. The transcript is spliced from 15 exons. Bases 23 to 2347 code for a protein of 774 amino acids.